Molecule: messenger RNA, 1950 nt
Organism: Paramecium tetraurelia
Lineage: Eukaryota; Ciliophora; Oligohymenophorea; Peniculida; Parameciidae
Exons: 1
Source: RefSeq, a predicted model, not a curated record
AUGAAACAGGAAGCUCUGAGCAAUUCAGUAGCUUAGAUAAGUGGAAAUUCUUAAUCAACUCAAAUGCUAGAAGAGAUAGAAAAAUAUAAUUGUUAUUGGAAAUAGGAAAUUAUUUUGAGUGAUUGUGAAGAAUAGUUUAUUCAAAUUGCAUCUGAUGAUGAAAGAGAUUGUGCUGCGACAAUAAACUUUGGAAAAGCUGUUAAUAUUUAAUAAGCGGAUAUUAAUUAAAUAACAGAGAUCUUAAACUAUUUAGAUACGCCAUAGCUAAAGAUGACUUCUUUAUAGAGUCCUUAAAAUGUUUUGAACUAUUUUUUGCCAAGUAGUUUUGUAUCUACACUUACGGAGAUGAUCAAUCAUUAUCUUUUAACGGUGUUAUAGGAGGAUCUAAAACAAUAACAAUAAUAAACGCAAUAAAUUUAUCACAAGAAGAAAUAUAAAGAAGCUGAGAUUUAAUUUUAUUUAGGGUUACAAAUUUUAUUUGGAGUUUAUAGAUUUCCAUAAUUGGAUGAUUAUUGGAAUGCUGAGUCUUGGUUAAGAGGAGGAGUAGAAGUUACAAUGCCAAUAGGUAGAUUUAAGUUUGUGGAUCUUCAUAUUUUUUCAUAUUUUGAUGAAGUAUAAAGAGCAAAGUUAUAAUUGGAAGUUAGAAAGUUUUCUAAGAAAUUAAAAGCACUUUAUAAUCCUGAUUAAGAGUUAAUAGUGGUAGAGUAAAAUCAAAAAGCAUACAAUGCAUACUACAUUUUUGACUAUGAUAGCUCUUAAAUUAUAGAUUUAUUGGUAGUGUGCAACAAUGUGAAAAAUGAAGACAGAAUUAAUAGAGUAAUGAGGAUGCUCUACAAGUAUUCAAAUCAAAAUCAUGUUACAUACAUAAUGUUCUAUCUGAGUUUGGAAAGGAUAAUUCAAUUAGUGGAUUAAUCCAUAUUUCCAGUUAUUCGUUACAAGAACAUAACUCAUAAUUUAAUUCAAAUGCUCCAGGACGGAGACUACCAGCUGGAUUAAUUAUUUUUAGUUAAAUAAGGCACUUAAGUGGAUGUUUUCCCUUAAAGACGCCUGAUAUCAAGUAGACAUUAUAUGACUUCCUAUGAAAAAAUCUAAGAGUAAUUGCAAGAACAUAUAAUAAAUCUUUAGCAAUUUCGAAGUAACUUUUAUUAAUCGUCGUAAUUAAAUAAUACUGAGAGUUUCCAUUAACUAAGAAUUGAAUUUGAGGAAUAUUUCGAAAUUAUGAUUCAUAAUACCUUCUUACUAAUUCAACAAACAUCUCCAUCUUAAUACAGACAUGAUCUAGCUAAAGUUCUUCUGAAUGAAAAGGGAUAACAGAUUGAGAGAGAUCGUAAUGAAGCCAAACGAAAACUAAAUGUCACAUACAAAGAAAAUUCCUCGAAUACAGAUCAUUUGUCCUUUGGAUUGUAAAGACAGUAUGCCGAUCAAUUUCAUACACCAAUACCUUAAAAACAAGAAGAUACCUUCAAAUAUUGUUUAGUUUGUAUGAAAUUUGAAGGUUUGACCAAACCAUAUUAUAGAUGUCAAUUAUGUGAAAAAAUAUUGAAUGUAAAUAAGAUUUUUUUAUGUCCUUUUCCUUGUUUUGAAUUAUUUCAUAAGAAUCCAAGCGAUUUCGUGGAUUGCGAUAUGAAAAUGCUUGAACCCCUUGGAGAUGGAGUAUAUUUUAAGAAUGAAUCCACUAUGCAACUAGUUAGUAAUGGAUAAGAAGAAGAUGCUAGUGGGAAAAAAAGAAAAUAUAAUAAACCUCCACCUAGAACCUAUUGGUCAUUCAAUAAAGAGAUUUAUAGAUAAGCAAAUAUCAAUGAUGAUCAAAAUUUGAAUGACAUCUUAAAUACUUUUAAAAAACCCUAAGCAACCUGCUCCUUCACCUAAUUUGCUAUAGCCUAUUGUCCCUUAAAUAAAAUAGUAAUAGAAAUCAACUUUGGGGCACAAAAAGGAUAUGAAAGAUAUUGA